UCUCAUCCUCUAGCUUCUUCUCUUCUUCUUUCUUUGUUUGAAGUUUAGGCAUUCAAAGGGAUUGAAUCAAAGGCGAAAAGAUUUCAGACCAGAUCUGAGCCUAUCGAUUCACUCAUGGAAAAUUCUCAAUACAUUAGGUUUGACAUCAUGCCUGAAUCUCCAUUCGCUGAGAUAAAUUUUCGUAAUGAUUCUCUUCCCUCGGAAGCCAGUGUUCUUCUAGCUUAUGAGAAUGUGAAGGAAAAAUCUUUGGAAACUGAUUCUUGUAAAGGAUUUAAUGAUGAAGAAGGGUUUACUUCAAAGGCGAAAAAGGAGGCAGGAAAGGAAAAGAGGUACAUAGGGGUAAGGAAGCGGCCAUGGGGAAAGUAUGCGGGGGAGAUACGUGAUUCCACGAGGCAAGGAGUGCGUGUAUGGCUCGGAACAUUUAGUACUGCAGAGGAGGCUGCUUUGGCUUAUGACCAAGCUGCGUUUGUGAUGCGAGGCGAAUUGGCUCGCCUCAACUUUCCUUCAGAGGAAUCGCUUCGUGACGUGAAGACGAUAAAGUCCAGCAGCUGCAGCUGCAGCUGCAGCUGUGAGAAUGGUGGGUCCUCCUCCUCCUCCUCUUCCUCCUCCUCCUCCAACUCCCCAACAGCAGCAGCAGCAGCAAAUAUGUUGGUAUUUGAGUUUGAGGACCUAGGAGCUGAUCUCUUAGCUCAUCUUAAAGACCUACUCAUGGAACUUGACUCAAUAAUACAUCUCCCCUCUCUACUAUGCACUUCCAUAUCAUUCAUGCCCCUCAUACUUACAUAUAUCUUGCUCAUCACCUAUUACAACAUUACUAUAUAUAUAUAUUGUAUAUGCUCAUCUCAUGUCUAAAAUUAAAUAAAGCAAUUACAUUAUUUCUUCUUGUUACUUUUACCUAAAAAACAAAAUUGUAUAUCUAUACCAAUUUAAAUCUAGGGCAAUUGUUUAAGUGCUCAUAGAGAGGAAAAUUAUGUGAGCGAGAUUUCAGAUUCAAAUUUAUGGAGAAAUGUUGACUUGUCUUAUGGUCUUGAUAUGCACAUGAGUGGACUUGUAAGUAGAUGCCAACAUAGUUCGAAUGCACUUUUUAAACUAUAAUGCAAUUUUUACAAGACCUUAUCAAUUGUAAUAUUCUUUCGUUUUAACAAAAUUAUUCUUUUUGAUAAAAAAAUAAAU
Molecule: messenger RNA, 1173 nt
Organism: Camellia sinensis
Lineage: Eukaryota; Viridiplantae; Streptophyta; Magnoliopsida; Ericales; Theaceae
Source: RefSeq, a predicted model, not a curated record